Paralichthys olivaceus (Japanese flounder) is the source of this 3734-nucleotide messenger RNA. RefSeq names its product G protein-coupled receptor 155a (gene gpr155a). The record is from RefSeq and is a predicted model, not a curated record. Lineage: Eukaryota; Metazoa; Chordata; Actinopteri; Pleuronectiformes; Paralichthyidae. Gene Ontology annotation, biological process: negative regulation of BMP signaling pathway; transmembrane transport; intracellular signal transduction. Gene Ontology annotation, cellular component: membrane.
UGGUGAAGUUGUGUUGACAAAUCUCGAAAUAUGAAAAAGAAGUUACACACGGAAUCUGCAGCGCUCAGAGACACGUGGAGGUGGUCGCAGCUGUGGACCGACUCCUGGAGGAAGUUUAUUCUAGUUUCAUAACAGUUUAGUUUACGACUUCACUUCUGUGUCCUCCGCCGGCUGUUUAGCAUUAGCCACUAGCUAGCUGGCUAAGUCCGCUAGCAGGAACAUGUGAGGGCGCCGCCGCUGUCGCAGAGGUGAGGGUCACUUGAAUAACUCCUGUCAACAUGGCUGGGCGUGUUGUCUGAACAGCGCCUUGAAGCAACUUUACACGUUAGUGUUUUAGCGGCGGAUGUUUCCACCUUAUCCCGACUACACCCACUCCACCUUUAGCCCCGAGCCGUGAUUAAACCUUGACAUCAACGGGAGCUCAUGACCCACUGUCAGGGGAAGGGAGCGCGAUGAAGCCCCCGGGCAGCACCUCCACCACCACCGGCUUCUUCAACUUCUCCCACGCGGGGGAUGAAGCUUCGGACCCCUCUGCUCAGUCCUCCAGCACCACCAUGUCCAUCGAAAAGCUCUUCCCGGCGCUGCUGCAGUGCUUCGGGAUCAUCCUGUGCGGGUACAUCGCGGGGAGGGCGAACAUCAUCACCUCCACUCAGGCUAAAGGACUCGGCAACUUUGUGUCCAAGUUCGCCCUCCCGGCGCUGCUGUUCAAGAACAUGGUGCUGCUGGACUUCGGGAACGUCAUCUGGUCGUUUCUCUGGAGCGUCCUCGUCGCCAAAGUGUCCGUGUUCCUGCUGGUCUGCGUCCUCACCCUGGUCGUAGCCAGCCCCGAGAGUCGCUACAGUAAAGCCGGGCUCUUCUCUAUAUUUGCCACACAGAGCAAUGACUUUGCUUUGGGAUUUCCUAUAGUUGAAGCCCUGUACCGGAACACCUACCCAGAGUACCUCCAGUACAUCUACCUGGUUGCACCCGUGUCCUUGAUGCUUCUGAAUCCCAUCGGCUUUGCCUUCUGUGAGAUCCAGAAGUGGAAGGAUCAGGGAAACCACCAGCAGAGCAAACUUCUAAUUGUGGGACUUGUAGUUCUGCAGGUCUUAAAGAACCCCAUAGUAUUCAUGGUUGUCAUCGGCAUUGUCGCCCACUUUGCCCUGCACCAGACAAUUCCUGCCUUCAUGGCUAACUUCCUGGAUGGCUUGGCCAACUCUUUCGGGGGAGCGGCUUUGUUCUACUUGGGUCUGUCCAUGGUGGGCCAGUUGAGAAAACUCACCAGAUCCACAGUCGUUACACUGAUAUUACUCAUCACCGCAAAACUGUUGCUAAUGCCCCUGAUUUGUAAGGAGAUGGUGGAACUGUUGGACAACAGCAACACCACCUCGCUGAACCACUCCAGCCUCUCCAAUUAUGCCUUUCUUUAUGGAGUGUUUCCCACCGCACCGAGUGUGGCUAUCUAUGCUGUCUAUUACAACGCGGAGCUAGAAGUUGUAACCUCUGGGAUGGUGAUCAGCACUUUCCUCUCAGCUCCAAUAAUGUAUGUGUCUGCCUGGUUGCUCACAAUGCGAAGGAUGGACCCUCAGGUUCUGAUGAAUUCACUGCAGAAUGUCAGCUUUAACAUAAGCAUAGUGAGCUUAGUUUUACUGGUGUGGACAAUUGCUGUCAUGUUUUUAAGUAAGAAAUUGAAAAGGCUACCUCAUAUUUUUACAGUCAACCUUUUCUUGGCACAACUUCUAACUUGUAUCGGGAUGAUCCUGUGGAACUUUGUGGUGAAGGAAAACAACUUCAUUGGGCAGUACCUGACUUUCACAUUAUUAUGUACCUCACUCUACAGUACCUACGUGUGGCCAGGUCUAAUAGCGCUCUCACUCGUGCUUGUGAGAAACUCAGAGGAUCUGAAAGUACCAUCAGGUGUGUUGGUGAUCACAGGCUGGGGGUUUCCAGCCUUAGUAACUGCUGCGUUGCUCCUUUCUGGGGAAAAAAUGUCCAACACGAUUGACUCAUCAUUUUUUUAUGGAAGAUCACAGAUUAUCUGCACCAUAAUAGUAGCCGCCCUUAGCAUACUGCUGGGAGGCAGCUCGCUUGUUUGUGUCAGUCGAGGAAGCUGGGCCCAGGAUGACCAUAUCCUGGAGGGAAACUCUUCGUCCGAUUUUGCAGAAGAUCUCGUGAUGGAAGUUGAACCAGAGAAUCAGACUCUUUCUGAGCCGGUCACCCCGUCAGGAGAUCUCAACAGCAACAACGCAUGCCUCAUAUGUGACUGUGCACCGCCCCAGCCCAUGCCUGACAUGAUCAUCAGCACAAAUAUUAACAACACACAGGCCACCCUCACAGCUCAGUGUGAGAGGAGGUGCGAGUCAACAGACUGCCUGCUCGUCCAAGUGGAAGAGCUCCAACAGGUGGCAGACAGACAAGUGGGCCGUCAUGUGCUCUUGUGUCUGCUGCUGACUGUCAGCUUGCUUGCUAACUUGUCCAGCUGCCUGUGGUUACUCUUUAACCGUGUUCCUGGUAGACUCUACUUGGAGCUGCAGUUCUUCUGUGCUGUGGCCAACUAUGGACAGGGUUUCCUCUCCUUCGCUCUAUUUGGGCUGGACAAGCAUUUGAUUAUAUUACCAUUUAAAAAGAGGUUAUAUAAACUGUGGUACAGAAGGAAGCGAGAGGAGCAGCUGCAGAGUGAUUUACCCGAGGAUGUCAGGAUGACAUGCACCAAGUUCACAAAGUACCACAAGGACCAGUGUUUUCAUGACAUUGUUAAGAAGAAAAGGUGUGGGAAGAAGGCUACGGUUGACUGCUUUCUUGGCUGUGAACUUGUGGAGUGGCUUCAGCAGGUCGGCUUGGCUCAGGACCGUGGUGAGGCGGUACUCUACGGGACGCAGUUACAGCAGGGCAGCGUGCUCCAGCACAUCAGGCAGGAAUACGACUUCCAAGACAGCCAGCUGCAUUACCGCUUCAUAACUUAAGACAAAAAGAUCAGGGUUGACAGUUCCCACAUUUCUGAUCAUAGAAAAUAACGAACUGAAGGAAUGACGCUGAACUUUCAAGAGUGCACACUGAAAUUUCAGCUUGCAUUGUCAUACUGUGGUCUGCACCCAACAGCAGUUGGGUGUUGAAACAGACAUCAUGGGGAUGUUUGGUGUUGCCUGAGUGCAACAUGCAUGAAACUGAAAGGCCAAGGCACUAUGCAAUACUUGAAGUGGUUUUAAAGGGAAUUACAAAUUAAAGGGUGUGUGUGACAGAUUUAGUGGCAUCUCAACAGGUGACAUAAAACAUGAAGGGACCAGUGUAGAGCCAGAGUUUGGUUUGUCUGUUGUGGACUAUUUGAGAAAAAUGCCAGAACAACAUGGCGAAUGUAGUGAGUAAUAGAAGUGGCAGUUGAAAUCACUUGUGUGGAAAAACUAGAGCUCUAGUUUAGUCACAAGGUCGGUCUUCAAAUUCUAACAAAUCUAUAAAACAGACUCCUCAGAUUAUCUUGCAAGUUAAUAUUGGCUAUUCUCUGGUUGUUCAUUUACGUGUCUGUGUUCCUGACUGUUGAAUUGACGUCACUUGCAGACUUUAAUCUGCAGUAAAGAUUUUUCAGUGAAAUAUUAAUAUGACUAACUUCAAAACUUAGAGGUGUUAAACUUCAAGGUGUUUGCUUUUAAUAAGCAUAUUUUCAAGAUAAGUAUUUCUAAUCCUUUGGGGUGGAACAAGACUUGAAUAUUUUCUAUGUAGUAAAUACACUGGAAUUUGCAGUACUCUAUUUUAUGGUAUUA